Molecule: messenger RNA, 534 nt
Organism: Juglans microcarpa x Juglans regia
Lineage: Eukaryota; Viridiplantae; Streptophyta; Magnoliopsida; Fagales; Juglandaceae
Product: iron-sulfur assembly protein IscA-like 1, mitochondrial
Exons: 3
Coding region: 12-467 (151 amino acids)
Biological process (GO): iron-sulfur cluster assembly
Cellular component (GO): mitochondrion; cytoplasm
Molecular function (GO): 2 iron, 2 sulfur cluster binding
Source: RefSeq, a predicted model, not a curated record
GCUAGAUCACAAUGGCAUUGGCACGGCCCUGGGGUUCAGACUUCAGACAAAUCGGGAAAUCGAUCAUGAUGGCUUCUCGGAUUCUGUCGGCGGCGUCGAAGAUGGGAUCCGCAGCGGCGAAGCGCCAAGCGCUGGACUUAACGGAUGCCGCCGCCGCUAGAAUAAGCCACCUGCUACAACAGCGGCAGCGGCCCUUCCUCAGGUUGGGCGUCAAGGCUCGUGGCUGUAAUGGCUUGUCGUACACCCUCAACUACGCAGAAGAAAAGGGGAAGUUUGACGAAUUGGUCGAGGACAAGGGUGUAAAGAUAUUAAUUGAUCCAAAGGCCCUUAUGCAUGUAAUCGGAACCAAGAUGGAUUUUGUAGAUGACAAACUCAGGUCCGAGUUCAUAUUUAUCAAUCCGAACUCUAAAGGGCAGUGUGGUUGCGGUGAAUCUUUCAUGACAACAACCAAUACUGGAGCUGUUUAGCAGGGUGAUGGUUAAAAGUUCAGUUGAACUUGUGAUGAAUCGAGACUCGAUGAAACACUUCAUUUUA